AUGGCCAUUCGCGAAGCAAAGUACAGCGACCUGCGGGAAAUGGCCGAGGCCGCCGCCGCCGCCUUCCAGGACGAAGAGCUCUUUGGCGAGCUGAUGCACCCUCGCCGAAAAGAGUACCCCCAAGACUUUGUCGCCUACUUCGAGAGGCGCUUUCUCCGCCACUGGAACGACCCCAACUGCCACCUCGUCGUGGGACUCGACAAGACGACGGGCAAGGUGGUUGGCUGCGCGCAAUGGGAGAGGCAAGGCGUCCAGCCCGCGUCGUGGAUAGGCUCAUUCAUGCAGAGCGCAUCCAGGGCGUACCUCCAAACCCUAGACUAUCUGUGGCCGAAUCGGGCGGCCGACCCCGACAAGAUCAACAUUCUCGACGAGACGUUCCCGCUGUUUGCCCAUCACUGGACCGAGCCCCGACGGCAAAACUGGUACCUCGAGUUCCUGUGCACGCAUCCCGGCUACCAGGGCCAGGGCCUGGGCAAGGCGCUCGUCCUUUGGGGGGUCAACAGGGCCAAGGAGGACAAGAUUUGCGCGUCCGUCAUCAGCGCCGCCGGCAAGGAGGCCUUUUACGGACGCUAUGGCUUCGUGGAAGUCGGGAGGGCCAAUGUCGGUCGCCUCGGCGCUUGUGGGAUUCGAGGUGGUGCCAUUCUGUUUUGCGAGGGACAUUUGUCGACGUGA
Metarhizium brunneum ARSEF 3297 is the source of this 672-nucleotide messenger RNA. RefSeq lists its product as uncharacterized. Lineage: Eukaryota; Fungi; Ascomycota; Sordariomycetes; Hypocreales; Clavicipitaceae. Gene Ontology annotation, molecular function: acyltransferase activity, transferring groups other than amino-acyl groups. The record is from RefSeq and is a predicted model, not a curated record.